Messenger RNA from Pediculus humanus corporis (human body louse), 477 nucleotides. RefSeq lists its product as uncharacterized. The transcript has 4 exons. Bases 1 to 477 code for a protein of 158 amino acids. The record is from RefSeq and is a predicted model, not a curated record. Lineage: Eukaryota; Metazoa; Arthropoda; Insecta; Psocodea; Pediculidae.
AUGCCAAAAAAACCAAAAGAAAUUUCUUUUAACAGUUUUUUUAAGCACUUUGAAAAGUAUAAAAUAAUUCGAGAGCCAUUAGAUUCUCAAAAUAGUAAAAUUCAAUCUCCAACUCAUCUGCCGACUGAGGAUUCAAUUCCGGCACAACCAAUUUCAGAAAACUCAAACGAAAGCAAUUCAAUAAAUGAAAUUCAAAAGAUAUGUUCAGAAUAUGAAAAGCUUGAAGACAAUAUUUCUCCUACUCCAAACAAUAUUAAUAUUACUUUAACAAUUGAGAGUUUAGAAAAUGUUGACAUGUGUAAAGUAAGAGAAUUAAUGGUUAAAAUGGAAUUCAAGGGAGAAGUUAUAGGUCAAACAGAUAAAUUAAAAGUUGAAUCGAGUACAGUAGAAGUAAAUCUUGUUGGAAAUAUUAGUUCCGAAAACGCUGAUAACAAAUACAUAGAUAACAUUAUGUGCAAUCCAAUCUUAUGUUUGUAA